ACUGAGUGCCGAGCUACAUGGACAAACCUCACUGUGUGGUUUCUGUGAUGUGCAGAAUGAGGACUCCGAUCUCGCCGUCAGGUCAUCAGCCAGCCCACGCCCAUCCAGAUCGAUCCAGCUGAAGACAUACUUGUCCUUUUCUGCUCAAGUUUGACCAUUCGAGGCCAGUAGCCUCCUGACUGACUAGUUAAGAUGCAGAAAACACAAGGGUAUUGCAGCUACUGCCGUGUGCAGUACCCUAACCUGGAACAGCACUUGCUUAGUGCCCAGCACAGAGACCUGACCAGACAGAGUCGGCGUCGGACGACUGCCGACGACAGUUUGAUGGAACGCUUCAUGCAGGAUGUGCUGGACCACCACCCAGACAACUACCAAGACAACAGCUCUGCACCAAAUGAGGCAGCAGCAGCAGCACCACCACCACCACCACCAGCAGCAGCAGCACCAGCAGCAGCUGAGCCACCGGAAGUGAUUGUUUUGGAUGAUUCAGAUGAAAAGGAGGACGACAGUGAAGAGAGCAGCGGAGAGAUGCUCUCCGAGGAUUCAGAAUCUGUGGAAGAGAUAGAGUGUAGGCCUGGCACUUCUCAGGAAUGUGCAGAGGUUCCAGUCCGACCAUCGGUUAUUCAAAGGCUGGAGCGGGGGCAGCAGCAGUCCUUGGAGUUGGCUCAUAGGAUUGAGAGUGGUGUGAAAACAGUUAAUGCAGUUGGGGGUGUUCAGGCUACAGCUAGAGGAGAAGAGUUAGUGCGUCCCCCAGUGAUUUGUAAUGCUCCUGCCAGCUCUUUGCUUAGAGGCUCUGUCGAGAGACCAGUUGUGGCUAACAGUGUUCCUCGGUUAGCACUGGCAGUGGCUUCAGAUUCCUUUGCAGCUUGUGACACAGAGAACCUUGACACAUACUUUGACCCCCCAGAUCAGGGCUCUAGCGAUUCACAGUCUCGACCCAAAGCAAAAGAUCCAAAAAAGAAACCUUUAAGUAUUAAUUUAGACAAAUUGCUUGCACAGAGAGAUCUCAGAGCUAAGGGUGCGUCUUUUUCCCCUGUUGUACGAGUGCGUGAGCUAACAGGUGCCGAGCUUUGUUCUCUAAGAGUUGAGUCGUCUUCUGAGUCAGGGGCAAGCGCAGCAAGAAACCGCAGUGAGACUGACACACCCUCAGAUGCAGCCCGUGAAGGUGCCAUUCCAAAGCGUCGUGAGGCAUCUCGUUCAAAUGUAGUUCAUCCCCAAGAAGAAGCAACUUUGGUUCUUAACAGGCCAUCACUUCUGAGACAAACGUGCUCGGUGAGUUCUGAAGUGCAGCUUGAUCGUGGCUCUCUUCAGCCAGUACCUGGUCAUUCCCAAGCUACCGUAAAUGACUUAAGUCAUUUGGAGGAAGAGGAAGAAGAGGAGGAGGAGGAGGUUGACCUAGAGUAUGAGAGCUAUGAGUCUGGAGGUUCUGACAUGAGUUUUGAUUGUGCGUCCUCUUGCCAGUCACCGAGUCCGCUGUCUGAACUGAGCCCUAUAGAAAUAAAUGAAUCAGAAGAAGUGCAGGCUGAUGUCCAGCCUAGCGAUGAAACACCUACUGUUUCCGGAGCAACUUCUGAUAAUGGCAGCAGUUCCCGUCAGGGGCAUACCAACCGUUCUCAAGUGAUUACACAGAACACACAGCUCAUCCGUUUGGUUGAUGAAAGCUACGAGUCUAGCGGCUCUGAGGUGAAUUUCGAUGGCGAGGACUCUCUUCCGUCCACCAGUCGCGGUCCCCCACUGCUGGCGGCAGCAAACCUUCCUACACAGAUGGCUGUCCGCUUGGUAGACAGCUAUGGAAGUGGCAGCUCUGAACCAUGGGAGGAUUCUGGGUCCUCAGCUGAUGAGAUUCCAGCAGCAGUGGGACAACAACAACCUCUGCAGGCCACCCAUGCACACCUGGUCGAUGAGAACUACGGGUCAAGUAGCUUCAGUUCUGAUAGUGAUGCGGCUCCCCAAAUGCCUGCUCAAGAAAGAAGCCCGAGAGGCAGAGAUCCCCAACAGCAAGAUGAACGCCAACCCAGCAGUGCUGGUGCACGUCCUGAGCGUGAUGAGCCCCAGAGAGAAGCAGAAGAACUCAGUGUUCCCAGCCAGAGUACCAGCCGUGGGGAUAUGAACUGUGAGUCUCAUGGUCCUGAAAUGGGUUUUCUUGCUGAUGCUCAAUUAGAGGCUGACCAAUCUCCAGUAAACCCUGAGGACAUAGAUGUUGACCUAGAGGAUCAGAGUGUUCACUCUGGCAUUUCUAAUCUAAGUUUUGAUUCCCAUGCUUCUUAUCAGUCAGCUAAUGAUGAACCUCAAGGGGCUUGGGAUGAAGUAAAUCUUGAUGAGUUAAAUGCUGACAUGGACGCUAAGAGCUAUGCCUACUCCAGUUCUGAGUUGACAUUUGAUUCCGAUUCCCCUCUUCUGUCAGCUACUGAGCAUUCUCUGCUGGAUGCUGAAGGACUGAACGAAGAUGACUUUGACCUGGACGAAGAGAGCUGUGUGUCAAGUAGCUCUGACAUAACUUUUGAUUCCGACAUUCCCGAUGACUCAGUAGCUGACCAACUUCGAGUAGCUGUUUAUGAGGAGGAACCUGUUGAUCUGGAAAAUAAGAGUUAUGAAUCUUGUGUUUCUGAAAUAACAUAUGAUUCUGAUAUUCCUCUUCAUUCAGGAAACGGUCACCCUGAAGUAAUCAUUCAGGAAGAAGAAAGCGCUCCCUUAGAAGGGAAGGAUGACAACCCCAGUGGUUCUGAGAUAUGUUUGGAUUCUAAUACUAAUUCUAAUACUAAAAAGACAAAUUCUCCUAAAGAAGAGCAGGUACACAUACAACAAAAGGAAAAUGAGCCUACUGAUUCUGAACUAAGUUUGAAUUGCGAUACUCCUAACUCAAAGCCUGGAUGUUCUGAAGAUCCCAUGACAGUUCGUGUUUCUGAAACAGGACUUGAUUCUCAUGCCCCCUUUCAGUCAGUCAUUCGCAAAGGUGAAGCAACUGUCGAAAAUGUAUGCCCUCAGCAAGAGACGCAUGCUCAGCUGCCAAGUCAAGGUGCAGAAUCUCAUUCUGAACUCAACUCCGCUUCUUCUGCUUCUCAUUCAGUGGCAGAACCUUAUGUAGGGAAGAAAGCCAAGAGAAAGACGAAGCAUCUGGAGGAAGUCAGGAGUGACGACGAGUACGGCGACUCUCAGCCAGCUGCUUGGAAAGGGGACCAUGUUGACUCAAGAGAUGAAAGGGCUGCGCCCAGAGGAACUGGAGGAAAUCUCGAUGCUACUGGUUGUCUUGAUUCAGCCAUCAGCCAGCCUCAGCUAGCUGUGAACGAAAACCAUGUUGAACCGGAAGACACAAACAGCAGACCUGGUGAUUCUGAAGCAGAUGCUGAUUCUGCCGGCCACUUUGACUCACUGUCUCAAGAGGACGACGUGAUGACAAAGAUGAACGAGUGGAAAGAAGAGGCAAAGGUUCUCGAAAAGAAGAUCAGUGAACUUAUCUAUUCAAAACUAAUACAUGAUUCCACUGCCUCUUUUCCUUCUGCAAUGGAUCAACUUGAACUAGCUCUUAAACAAAUAAAUCUUGAUAGUUCCGAUCAAAUGUCCUUGGAAAACAACAGCCAGGAUGCCAGUUCUGCAACAAACUUGGAUUCGGAUGUCUCCGUUCAGUCAAUAGCUGAACCACCGGAAACAGCUCUUUUGGAGCCUGAACACGCUGAACUUGAAGGUAGGAAUCACGGGUCUCGUGAUUCUGAAAUAAGCUGCGAUCCUAACUACUCUGUCCAGCCGGAGGCUGAUCAGCACAGUGACAGCCAUGAAAACAGAGGUCAGAUGGAGAAAGAUGACCUGGAAGGUGAGGGGGAUGAAAUGCAGGGUUUUGGAGUCACAAGUGCUUCCAGUGUUCCUCAGUCAUUGGCUGGCCAAACUGAAGUUGAAGUAGUUGAGGAGAUCAGCUGCUGGGGAGACUGCGGUGAUUUGGAAGAUAACACUGUUGAAUCUAGUGAUUCAAAAAUAAACUUCCAUCCUGACGAACCGCUCCAGUCUGUGCGCAAUACAGCUCAAGAGUCUGUUCAAGAAAUAAAUUUACUGAGGGGACAUGUUAGUCCACAUGAUAGUGACUGUGAGCCCUGCAUCUCUGCAGUAGUGCCCAUUUCAAAUGUCAUUUUUUGCUCAGUAAUUCAGAAGCCACGACAUUUGCCUGAAAUGAGCAUUGAUCCCUGUGAUGGUCCUGAAAUGGGUACUGAUCCCAGUGAUCCUUGUCAGUCAGUAGCAGGCUGUCUUCAAAAACCUGUCCAGGAAAUGAAUCUGAAGGAAGACCGUAUUUACCUGGAAGAUAAGAGCUACAAGCUCGUUGAUUUAGAACCAACUUACUACCCUGAUGAUCCUGUUCAGUGUGUGACAGCUCCAUCAGUGGACAGUGUGUCUGUCAGAGAAGUAGAUGUGCAAACAGAGAAUCAGAAUGAUGUAGAAAAUGAGGUCUUUCAGCCAUAUUGUUCUGAAGCAGUGUGCCGUUCCGGUUCUCAUCUGCAGUCCGACGUUGGCCCACCUCCAGUGUUUUGCAGAGAAGCAGACCCCGAGAGGAAUGAGCUUGUCACAGCGGGGUCCAGCGAGCCUUGCGAGCCUGCAGUGCUGUACGACUCUGACGUGUCUUUUCAGAUAGUAGUUAACCAGCCUCAAACGUCCGACGGAGAAGCAGAAUCCCCACAGGUGGUGCUGUUGAAUGUUGUGCCCAGUGACAGUGAUUGUGACCGGGAAGUCAUUUCUGAUUCAAAUAUUUCUCUUCAGCUAGAAACCAAUGAUACAAAUACAGAUUCUGCUGGGCCUGCAGCAAUGGGAAGGUCCUACUGUAGAUUCUGUCGUUGUGAUUAUGAAGCCUCUCAGUCAGCGACAAAUCAAUCCAAGGAAAGUUUCAGAAUAAUAAAUCGGAACAACGACUACAUUAUUCUGGGAGAUCCCACUUGUCCGUCUUGUGGUCAUGAACUCACUUUCACUGCUGAUUCCUCUGAUCAGCCCUCUACCAGCCAGUGCCACGUGUCUGACCGUGUCCGUGCUGCCCCAGAGGAGCAGAGCCCCCAGCCUCACUGCUCUAACAGAAGCUGCAGUCUGGAAGAUACGACUCGGCCAGUGAUUUGCCAGCCGCAGGAACCAGCCCAAGGCGCCAGUUUUUGGGAAGUUCCAAGAAAUGUUGCCUUUCGAGACAGGAGCUGGGCAUCAAGUAGUUUUGCAGCUCGGCAUGCCGCCCGUGCUGUGUCGGUGAUCCGCCCGACCACUGUGAAGCACAUCCCUUUGAAGAUACCAGAUGCAGAUCCAGAACCCGAGCGUCGUCGGGCUGAUGGACCUGAACCAGACCCUGACCAACCUCAGCCUGCUAAGAAAAGCCGCGACCUUAAGAAGGUAACUUUUGACAUGAGAGUAACCAAGUACGAAUAUCUACCAUAUCCUUGGUACCCAGAAGAGUAUGCGCAAGCGUAUGCAGAAGAGUAUGCACGAGAGUAUGCACAAGUGUAUGCAGAAGGGUAUGCACGAGAGUAUGCACAAGUGUAUGCACAAGGGUUUGCACAAGGGUAUGCACAAGAGUAUGCUGAGGGGUAUGCACAAAGGUAUGCACAAGCGUAUGCACAAGAGUAUGCACAAAGGUAUGCACAAGCAUAUGCACAAGAGUAUGCACAAGCGUAUGCACAAGCAUAUGCACGAGAGUUUGCACGAGAGUAUGCACAGGGGUAUGCAGGAGGGAAUGCACAGGAGUAUGCACAAGAGCCUGCACAGGGACAUGCAGAAGGGAAUGCACAGGUGCCUGCACAGGAACAUGCAGAAGGGAAUGCACAGGAUCCUGCACAGGAACAUGCAGAAGGGAAUGCACAGGAACAUGCAGAAGGGAAUGCACAGGAGUAUGCACAAGAACAUGCACAAGGGAAUGCAGAGGAGAAUGCACAAGAGCAUGCAGAGGAGCAUGCAGAGGAGCACGCAGAAGGGGAUCCUAAUGAACUGGUUCAUGAAGCCUCACCUCAGGUCCCUCCGCCAUUUGUUGAAGAAACUCAGUCUCAGGCGAGCGGAGAUGAGGUGGAAACACACACACAGGACUUUCACGGUCAUCUCUACGGUUACUACCACGGUUGCCCUGAGACCGAGAGGGGCGCCACAUCGGUUCACGCCGCAUUGGUGCACAGUGAAGGUGACGCUGGAGACGCCGAGGACAAACCGUCCUGUGCCCCCGCGGAGGGCCCCAGUGUGGCUUCUCAGAACCGGGUGGAAGGAGUCAGGCCUGGAACCCAAGCAAGUCCUGGGAAGAAAAGAAAGAUGGCCGGACAAGAGGGAGAGUUGCCAAGAAAGAAGCAUUUCUACUAUGACAGCCAGAAAAAGGAAAAAGCCCCGAGCGGGAGCAGCGAGUCGCCUGCAGCCCCGACGGCGCCCGUGCCGCCCGAUUCCUUGGUCUCCAUUUUCUCCUCUCUGUGUAUGACGGAAGGUCAGUCUUUGAGCCAACCUAAGGCGAAGCCUGGCAGCGACGGGGCCUCGCAAGCUGCUCCUAGCCAACCACCUACGACAACCGUGAUUAAUGCUCCGCAGAACCCGACGGGACCGGACGGUGACACAGCUGAGAAAGCUGGCGGGGACCCCGGUCAGAGCGGCGCCAGCGCCACCGCCAGCGCCAGCACCAGCACCAGCGCCAGCACCAGCAGGCCUAGCGUGCCUUCGGCAUCCAUCAUGGCAGCGCCCAAGAAGAGAACGAUUCAAAGGUUCCUCGAGGAUCAGUCUGCAUCUGCAGAAAAGCCGGCUGUGAGCGCUGCUGAAACUCCCAAUGCUAAUUCCCAGCAGUCUCGUUUGAAUCGUGACAGUGCCAAAAUGUUUCUCAAGUCAAUCAAAAAGGAGCUUUUGGACAGUAAAAAUCAAAAGAAAUUUUGGAAAAAGAAGAUGGCAGCUACACAUCUCAAAAUGUGCUUACUCAAAAAUGCUUACAAAACAGUGGUUCUCCGGAAAAAAUCAAAACUAGCUUCAGAAAAACUGGCUAUGUGGAUUCAGCUGAAAGCGAACGAUAUCCUUAGGAAGUACGGUAACAGAGGCCCUGGUGUGCGCAGGAACCGUCAGUCAAAGACUGUUCUUAUUCGAAAGCAGCUGAGGAAGAAGAAGAUGGUCGCCAGGAAGAUAAAGGAGGCCAAGAAAGCAGCCGAAGAAGCGCGCUCCCGGCUGAGCCUUUCCAUCAGCCCGGCCGUGCCUGAAGAGCCCCAGCCAAGCACCGCUGCAGGGCCCGCUGAGCUGCCUGCCAGUCUUCCCGAGGCUGCAGGAAGAAAGCGCUACCGGAAAAAGUACUACCGCAGAAAGAAGCUUCUUCCUGUGAGAGAGUAUGACCUGAGAAGCUCAAGUUCCGCCUCCAGCUCCGACAGGAUGGUGACGCGCCUUGCCAGCAAGUCGAAGCAGUGAGGCCAAGUGAAAGCGUAGCCGAGCGAGAUCAGACCUUCACUGGACGGAACACCUUUGGACUUCUGACCUUACACUAUUUUGCUACAGAUAUUAUUUUUCAGAGAUUUUAUAUUCAUUUAAAAUUAGUGUUUAGGGUCCUUUUUUUUUUCUUUUAAAGAUUCAAAAGCAAACUUUGUCCCGUUUCUGUAGAAGAACUUCACCUUAAUUUGUCUUUUAAUUUAGCACAGUGGAUAGAAUUUUUUUCUCUUAACUCAUGUCCAUAUUCAUCUCCUCUGAAAACCUUUCGUGCCAAAAAGUUACAACACUGCAAGAACGGACACAGCAAACUUAUCAGUGCCACCUUUAAACAAAUGGACAGACGUAGUCACCAUGCUUCCAAGUUGAAUCAUCACAAGUAUUCGGACUGGAUAAAUCAAACAAGUGACAUUGUGCUUUCUCAAUUUUUGAAUGUGAUUGACUUGAAUGACCACAAAAAUAUAUAUUUUUUCUUCUAAAGGCAUUCCAUGAAAUAACUAUUUCAUCCAGUUUUUAAGUGCCUGGUGAUUUUUAUAGACAACAGGAAUUCUUUCUCCUUCAUUUACAUUGGACUUGCAAGUCUGUAGCUUUCCUCAGUUACACACACACACACACACACACACACACACACACACACACACACACAGAGAGAGAGAGAGA
Molecule: messenger RNA, 8046 nt
Organism: Microtus ochrogaster (prairie vole)
Lineage: Eukaryota; Metazoa; Chordata; Mammalia; Rodentia; Cricetidae
Gene: Zdbf2
Product: zinc finger DBF-type containing 2
Exons: 6
Coding region: 193-7371 (2392 amino acids)
Biological process (GO): genomic imprinting
Molecular function (GO): nucleic acid binding; zinc ion binding
Source: RefSeq, a predicted model, not a curated record